Molecule: messenger RNA, 1496 nt
Organism: Thamnophis elegans (Western terrestrial garter snake)
Lineage: Eukaryota; Metazoa; Chordata; Lepidosauria; Squamata; Natricidae
Product: cellular tumor antigen p53-like
Exons: 10
Coding region: 159-1430 (423 amino acids)
Biological process (GO): regulation of transcription by RNA polymerase II; apoptotic process; protein tetramerization
Cellular component (GO): nucleus
Molecular function (GO): RNA polymerase II cis-regulatory region sequence-specific DNA binding; DNA-binding transcription factor activity, RNA polymerase II-specific; protein binding
Source: RefSeq, a predicted model, not a curated record
CCGCGGGUUCGAGCCGGGGGGAAUCCCCACCGCGUGCUUUCCUUUGCAACUCGCGGACCCAAGUCGCUUUUUCCCCCCCUCUCUGCGCUGCCAGUUUUGGGAGACCGGAUCGCUAUCCGGCAGCUAGAGUCGUUUCCCCGUCGGAAAGAGAAAUCAACAUGGAGCAAGCCGUGGGGGAAGAGAUCGACCCAUCGCUGAGCCUCCCCUUAAGCCAAGAUACCUUUGAGGAGAUCUGGACGUCCCAAAUCACCAAUCUGUUUGCUGAAUCGGAGAUGAUGCCCGCUUCCAUCCAGCAAGCCACUGUCGCUUUCCACCAAGAAGCGGGCAGUUCCAUGGAUCAAACCAACUUUGGCUUGUUGGCAGCUGGUGCUCCGUUGGUGCAUCUGGCUGAAAGCUAUACGGCGGGAGAAGACUACAGCAACUUUUCGGGUUUGGGAGAGUUUCCGGUGGACUCCCAAUUCCAGCUCAAUGAGCCCAAAGAUUAUGGGGCCGGGGAGAGCUGCGUCUUCCCCCCCACCGAAGACCAUGCUGGCCAGUUCGACUUCGAUCUGGAGUUUGAGAAGUCGGGCACCGCCAAGUCGGUCACUUAUACGUUUUCGCCGGAGCUGAAUAAGCUGUAUUGCCAAAUGUGCAAAACCUGUAAAGUGCUGGUGAAGACCUCCGGGACCCCCCCGCUCGGUUCUGUCAUCCGGGCCAUGGCCGUUUACAAGCAGUCUGAACACAUGGCCGAAGUGGUUAGGCGCUGUCCCACUCACGAACGGCAGCCUAUGCACAACGACGAGGUGACCCCCGCCGACCAUCUCAUCCGGGUCGAAGGAAACCCCCAGGCCCGUUACUACACAGACCCAGCCACCAAACGGCACAGCGUCUGCGUUCCUUACCAGAAGCCACAGGUGGGGAUGGCGUGUUCCAUCAUCCUGUACAAUUACAUGUGCAACAGUUCGUGUAUGGGUGGCAUGAACCGACGCCCCAUCAUAGCCAUCCUGACGUUGGAGACCUCACAUGGGGAGAUUCUGGGACGCCGAUGUUUUGAGGUUCGUAUCUGCGCCUGCCCCGGACGAGACCGACGGUCGGAGGAGCUGGCGAAAGAAAAAGCCUUGGAAACUACGAAAAAGAGUAAAUUGGAAGGAGCUCCUUCGCAAGGCCAGCGUCCCUGUGCCCCAAGCCGGAGACCAGUGCAAAUCCCGCCACAGAAAGACGAAGACGAAUCGGGAGGCAUUUACACGCUCGUUAUUCGCAACCGGAGACAUUACAACACCUUAAAAGAAAUUUUAGACGCGUUGGAGUACAAGGAAGCGCACGAGAAGGAGAACUCGGAGGGCUGCAAGACCGGGAAAAGCCUCCUGAAGAGCCGGAAACGAGGAAGCAAGCUGACCUCCUCUCAUCAAAUGAAAGUCUGCGUGAAGGAUGAGACCCCGGACUCCAAUUAGUGGGGGGGGGGCUGGUUUCCCGUACCCCACUCCCCCACCCCAAUAUAUUUUGACCUUGUUUAUUAA